Molecule: messenger RNA, 1367 nt
Organism: Musa acuminata subsp. malaccensis (wild Malaysian banana)
Lineage: Eukaryota; Viridiplantae; Streptophyta; Magnoliopsida; Zingiberales; Musaceae
Source: RefSeq, a predicted model, not a curated record
CACCUUAUGCCACCAUAUGGAACUCCGCCACCUCCGUACGUAAUGUAUCCUCCUGGAGGGUUAUAUUCUCAUCCAUCUAUUCCUCCUGGGGCACAUCCUUUUAGCCCUUAUGCUAUGGCUUCUCCGAGCAGCAACAUUGAGGCUUCUGGAACUGCUCCUGGAGUGGACAUUGAUGGUAAGUCAUCUGUAGGUAAGGAAAGAAGUCCCCUGAAAAGAUCCAAAGGAAGUUUAGGUAGUUUAAAUAUGAUUACAGGGAAGAACAACAGCGAGCCAGGUAAAUUAUCAGGGCAACCAGCCAAUGGAGCCUUCUCUCAGAGUGGUGAAAGUGGAAGUGAGAGUUCAAGUGAAGGGAGUGAUGCCAAUUCUCAGAAUGAUUCACAUCCAAAGACAACCGGUGGGCAUGAAUCUCUUGGUGAGGCAUCCCAGAGUGGUUCUCAAAAUGGUGUUACUCGAACUCCAUCACAGGCAAUGCUGAGUCAUCCGAUGUCUAUGGUGCCUAUGCCAGCAACUGCACCAGGGGCAGUUGCUGGUCCUACCACAAACUUAAAUAUAGGGAUGGACUACUGGGGUGCUCCAAGCUCAUCACCUAUACCAAUGCAUGGUAAGAUUCCUGCAACUGCAGUUGGAGGAGCUGCUGUGCCUGGUGCUCCUAGUGAUAUUUGGUUGCAGGAUGAAAGGGAACUUAAAAGGCAGAGACGAAAGCAAUCUAACCGGGAAUCUGCUCGUAGAUCCAGAUUACGUAAGCAGGCAGAGUACGAGGAGCUGGCUCAACGCGCUGAGGCUUUGAGAGAGGAUAAUGCUUCCUUGAGGGCAGAGCUGACCAGGAUCAACAAGGAUUACGAGCAUCUUCUUUCUCAGAACACGUUGCUUAAGGAGAAGCUUGGAGAAGCAAAGCAAGGUACGGAAGACCAAACUCUCGACAGAAAAGAACAACAUUCUGGAGAUGGCCCCAGCAGGAACUUGGAUACCGAGGCGCAAACAGCGGAAACAGAGCAAGUGCGGAGUGGCGUGUAGCACUCACCUGCUUGAGAUUGGAGCCUAACCCUAAACGACCUGGCACGCAGAUUACAUAGUAUGAUUAAUAUCUGAAUAUUAUAGCUGUUGCUGUUGAUUGGAAGUAGGUUGACUUGUGUCAAUAUCGACCACUUUAGCCUUGGUUUUUGUAUUGAGCACUGUCUUGCUUUUAAAUAGUCAUUAAUUGAGCAGAUAUAGGGUGCACAAACCCAAUUUCAUCUGCUGUCAAAGCAUGGCUAGUGACUUCUCACAGUUGCCUAUUAAUAUGCUGUGUAUGGCUAACCUUUGAUUGGAUGUAUUGAUUGAUGAGCAAUCAACUAUUGUUAAUACACUAAUCUCAACUUUUUAUCUCA